Messenger RNA from Symsagittifera roscoffensis, 3316 nucleotides. Its product is annotated as tyrosine-protein kinase receptor cam-1-like. The transcript has 3 exons. Bases 53 to 3091 code for a protein of 1012 amino acids. The record is from RefSeq and is a predicted model, not a curated record. Gene Ontology annotation, cellular component: plasma membrane; signaling receptor complex. Lineage: Eukaryota; Metazoa; Xenacoelomorpha; Acoela; Convolutidae. Gene Ontology annotation, molecular function: transmembrane receptor protein tyrosine kinase activity; Wnt-protein binding; ATP binding. Gene Ontology annotation, biological process: positive regulation of neuron projection development; positive regulation of phosphatidylinositol 3-kinase/protein kinase B signal transduction; multicellular organism development.
ACUAUGUUAAUUCUUCUUCGUCAUAGAGAGAAAUAAUAUGAAGUGAAAUCAAAUGGAAGAUCGAAUGCUCCCUCAAUUUCGCAGCAUUAAAUGCGUACCCCCCUUCUUUGUAGCAAUUUUGCUCCCCCUGUUUAUGAGUUCAAUUGAGGCUUUGGUAAAUUCACAAAAAAACUGUUUCAUCGGACUAGUUGCCGAAAGACCUAGUUCAGUUCAAUACGCAGAAUACGACAAAGAAAAUAUUAAACAAUAUGUGCUACAGUUCCAAAUUGACCUUUGCGAGAAUAGCAAAAACACAGAUGAUAUCAGUCUAGGCGUGAGUCGAAUAGUGCAAAACAAUGCACUGAUGGCCAUACCACACAUAGCCCCAAUUCCAUCGGUAAUAGCAUUACAAAACAAUGAGGAGAUAUCACAAGAUCAAGCAAAUGAUCAACAAGUCUAUUUCAGAAUAGUAAAUCGCAAAAAGGGUCCGAACAGCGACUCCUAUGAUUACUUCAUAGAACUUGUGUUUCCAGUGCUGACACUACAGAGUUCAAUGUUUAUAAAGAUAGUGUUUAAGUCCAAAGGAAAUGUAGCGAGUUACUCGGCUUUCAGCGAAUGGUCAGGACAGUUGAUAGUCCAGCAGAAGGCAGAAAUAGAAGCCGUGACACAUCAUACUGUUCAAAAUAUCCUCAACAAUGGAGAUCUUCGCAAUGAAAUUAUCUGUGGGAAGUUACUCGGACACCCAGAGCCGAAAGUUAUCUGGGAAUGCGCCGGAAACCAGAACUUUUGGCUAAAGAAGACAAAAGAUUCGCCAAAAGAGUAUGGACCCCACACACAAGCGAAUCUUUCGCUUUAUGAAUUCGGAGAUGAUAAAGAUUGUCAAGGAGACGGAAGGUUUGAGUUGGUGUGUAAAAUAAGCAAUGAAAUCAUGACAGACGGCGUAAAGACAGAAUACAAGGACCAGAAAACGAUCAGCACUAUGCAAGUGAUCCAAGCGGUUGAUAACGACAAAGCGACUUGUUAUUAUCUGGAAAAAGGAGACGAUGGCACUGGUUGUCAAGACUAUAUAUCCCGGAACAAUGAUGAUAAUAAUAGAAUCCAGUUCAACAGUACUCACGGGUUAAAAUCAUUCAUGGAAGUUUUGAAGUUCAAGUCUUCCCAUCUCAAAGGCGAAAUCUCAAUUUGUGAAAAAGUUAUGCAAAAUUUGGCAUGUAAUUUUUUCGCCAGUGACUGUAAAGAACGCGCCGAAGAUCUUUUCUGCAGAAAAGAAUGUGAAAUGAUUAUAACAUCGUGUUCGGUUAGCGAAGCGCUACCUCUGCAGAAACGAUUUUGCGACUAUUUCCCUAUGCCUAAUCGACAAAAAACAUGCCGUGUCGACUUUCUGAAAGGUCUCUCCCUUUUCGACAAUAAGACUCAAGUUAGCGUUACGAACAACAGUGUCUAUAAAGGCAGUUUCAUGGCCCCAGACAAUCAGACGUGUGAAAAAUGGAGUGACGUAGAAACUAAGUUUCACUUGCUAAGAGGAGCUUACUCACAAAAUUACUGCCGUGCUACAAAUGCGCCUGAAGAUAAUAUUCUAAGAUGCUACAACAAAUUUGCAGACACGUAUAUUCAGUGCUGGCCAGAAAAACCAGAAGAGCCAGAUUCUGGCGAUAUUCAUCAUCUGGCACGAAAGUGUGACUUUACGUGCAAAUUGCAAGAGGGAAUCGCAAGUCAUUGGAAAGUAGUGCUAACAGCUCUCUGUUGUGUUGUUGCAAUGGCUAUAAUUAUUCUUGUGCUUAUUUACUGUUGUUGCUGCAAGCGGCCAAGUGUACGAAUGGUAGCUCAUGACCGCAGUAGUUUUCCAGACAUGAAACUGCGUCAGAACCCAAUGUAUGCGCCAAGUACGAACCAGUCCCGAGUUCUGCCAAACACCCCGGACCCAUCGCUAGGUAUGGGUCCCCCAGAUAUACGAGGCUCACACCCUCGAUUUCCAAAUGUGAUGCAAGCAUCUCGCAAUCGAUACGUGCCUACGCCUGAAAACAGUCUAGGACGGUCCGGUCAACCAGCAGGUCCUAACUUCAGAUUUUCAGGCGGUUUCCGACCCCCUACUCCGGCGAUUCCAGGUGGGCCCAUGUCUAGAGGUCCUCCUCCACCUGUAGGUUUCGGCUACGCGCUAGCGAACCGAGAUGCCAAUCCACUGGCGCAAUUUGAGUAUGACCGGAACAAAAUUCAGUACAUAGAAGACAUAGGAUCUGGUGCUUUUGGGUACGUGUUCAGAGCCAAAGCGCCUGGAUUAGGAAGGAGGGAUAUGUCUUUGGCAGCAGGAGGCGCUCCUCAGGAUCCUUCUUUUCUGGGAACUGAGGUGGCAGUCAAGAUGCUAAAAGAUGACGCUACUGAAGACCAAAUGGCCGACUUUGUCAAUGAAGCGAAACUGAUGUCGUCAUUCAAUCACCCCAAUAUUAUUAAACUACUUGGAGUUUGCUCAGUUGGCAAGCCUUUCUGCUUGUUACUUGAGUACAUGAAAAACAGAGACUUAAGCGACUUCUUACGCAAAAACGGACCAGAAUCGGAUCUAGACGUGAAAGCACGAGUGAACCUAUCGAUCGCAGAUCUGAUUCUGAUCUGUCAACAAGUCGCAUCUGGCAUGUCUUACAUCUCUGAGAAGAACUACAUCCACAGAGACCUGGCCACCAGGAAUUGUCUGGUUUCGGAAAGUAUGGCAGUCAAGAUAUCGGACUUCGGCCUGUCACAAUUCAUAGGCACUGACGACUACUCACAAGUUGAUGACAACGAUGCCAUACCAAUUCGAUGGAUAGCCCCUGAAGCACUAAUCACAAACAAAUAUACGAAACAGUCAGACGUGUGGGCAUUUGGAGUUCUGUUGUGGGAGGUUUUCUCUUUCGCAACUCAGCCAUAUAUCUCGAUGGCCAACAUAGAAGACGUAGUGGACUAUGUCACCAGUGGAAACCAUCUGGACAAACCACACCACACACCUGAAGACAUUUACGAAGUAAUGUGUCAGUGCUGGAAUGGAGAACCCACAAAGCGACCCAACUUCAGAAAUCUAUACGAAAUACUCGACAACCUACUGAAGCGAUACACGUCUUCACAGAGCGAAAGUUUCUGCUGACCCCAACCCCCCCCCCCACCCAACAGACACACACUACCCCAUCUCAAUCCAACCCCCCUUUCACCCAAAAAAGGAAGUACAGUACCCCUAAUGUCUUCAGCAGCGCCUCAAAUGACAUUAACAACACAAAUAACUCACAAAAAUAAACCUUAACCCUAAAUAAAAAAAAUAGAGGUUCUUUUCCAAUUGUGGCCAAAAUUAUCGUAGCUCUCCGUUGACGCUUUU